Molecule: messenger RNA, 240 nt
Organism: Ziziphus jujuba (common jujube)
Lineage: Eukaryota; Viridiplantae; Streptophyta; Magnoliopsida; Rosales; Rhamnaceae
Source: RefSeq, a predicted model, not a curated record
AUGAAGGGUCAUAUGGAAGAGAUCAUAUUUCAAGGGUUUAGCAUGCCACAGGAAAUGCUUCUGAACCUUCCUGACUGCAAGUUGCAGCUCAAGAUACUUCUCUUUCGGUACUGAGUGUAAUAUUCUUUCAGUCUUGGAAUGUCUUCCUCGGGAAUAAUUAAUGAGAAUGCUUCCCAAUUCAAAACCUCGAAAAAUGGAGGCACAAAAUUGUCAGAUAUGAUCACAGGUACACACUCAUAA